Molecule: messenger RNA, 5264 nt
Organism: Lates calcarifer (barramundi perch)
Lineage: Eukaryota; Metazoa; Chordata; Actinopteri; Centropomidae
Gene: chrna11
Product: cholinergic receptor, nicotinic, alpha 11
Exons: 10
Coding region: 66-2000 (644 amino acids)
Biological process (GO): regulation of membrane potential; monoatomic ion transmembrane transport; signal transduction
Cellular component (GO): synapse; neuron projection; postsynaptic membrane
Molecular function (GO): transmembrane signaling receptor activity; acetylcholine-gated monoatomic cation-selective channel activity
Source: RefSeq, a predicted model, not a curated record
UCCUCCUCCUCCUCUUCCUCUUGCGCUCCCUCUCUUCCAGCACACACUCACACUCUUUCCCUCCGAUGCCGACUGGAUGCAGACUGGGGGAUUUUCAGCAGCUUCCUGAGUCUGUCCUCCCUUCUCCUCUCCUCCUCCUCGCCUCUCCUCUCCUCCCUACCCUCCUUCUCCUCCUAGUCCUCCUCCUCCUCUUCCUCUGUCUCCGUCCUCCAAACAUCCGGAGCAUCUCCUCUUCUGCCUCCUGUCUUCUCUUGCUCCUCACCACCAGGAUGUGGCACUCGGUGGCUCUCCUCCUCUCUGGAUUCUUUGCUCUGAUCCACGGUGAGCCUUGUCAGUUGCAGGGUCCUCACCAGAGGAACCUGCUGAAGAACCUCCUCAAAGACUACAACCGGAUGGAGCGGCCAGUGGGAAACGACUCCCACCCUCUCACCGUUGUCUUUUCUCUCACUUUGAUACAGAUCAUGGAUGUGGAUGAGAAGAACCAGGUCUUAACCUCUAACAUGUGGCUACGGAUGAGUUGGUUCGACCACUAUCUCCAGUGGAACCAGAGCGAACAUCCGGGAGUUAAAAACCUCCGCUUCACCACAGAUCAGAUCUGGACCCCGGACAUCCUUCUCUACAACAGUGCAGAUGACGACUUUGACUCCACCUUUAAGACCAAUAUUCUGGUAAACUCCAGUGGCUACGCCGAGUAUCUGCCUCCAGGAAUCUUUAUGAGCACAUGCAACGUGGAUGUACGCUGGUUUCCCUUUGACAUCCAGAAAUGCGAGCUGAAGUUCGGCUCUUGGACAUACGACGGCUGGCUGCUGGACCUUCAAAUGAACGAUGCUGACACUUCAAGCUACAUGCCCAAUGGAGAGUGGGACUUGAUAGGAGUUCCUGGCACCAGAAAUGAGGCCUUCUACGAUUGCUGUAAGGAGCCCUACCCGGAUGUGACAUUUGUCAUAACAAUACGGCGGCGAACGCUCUACUACGCCCUGAACCUGCUCAUCCCCUGCGUGCUGUUGUCUUCUAUGACCCUGCUCAUCUUUGUGCUGCCAGCUGACUCCGGGGAGAAGAUCUCACUGGGUAUCACUGUCUUGCUGUCUCUCACUGUUUUCAUGUUGCUGGUCGCAGAGAUCAUGCCAGCCACGUCUGACUCCGUCCCUCUCAUAGGUCAGUACUUUGCCAGUAUAAUGAUCAUCGUUGGGAUGUCAGUUAUCGCCACUGUGGUGGUUCUGCAGUAUCAUCACCACGAUCCAAAUGGAGGGAACAUGCCGAAAUGGGUGCAGCUCGUCUUGCUACAGUGGGUUGCAUGGUUCUUGCGUAUGAAGCGACCGGGAGAGAAUGAUGACCCCGAGCGGCCCCCCUGUGCCCCCCAUCUGCGGCGCUGCUCCUCCGGCUCCCAGAGCGGGAGCAUUCCCAACCCUCCGGAUCCCACCCUCCAUCCACUGCACCCACAGAACCUGGCUCCUCUCCAAACAGGGCCCCUCCAUGCGGGACACCCACACCUCCACGCCCAGUCCAGUGCUAACAACAAUGGGAACCUUCUCUACAUGGGCUUCCAGAGCAUGGACGACCCCUCGAUGCUAUCAGAGCCCGUCCAGAGGAAUAACAUCUCGGCGGGGCCUCCGCGAGUAGCAGGAAGCCCGCCUCCACACCUGCCAGCGCAGUUCUGCAGCUCCCCACCACCUCCUACCCCUAAUAUGGAUACUGGCUGUCCCAGCACCGUCUCCAGUGGCGGGGGCUUUGGAGGUGGACCCGGUGGGCUUGGAGGGUGCUCGACUGCAGGGAUAGGAGACCCCCAGCUACAGGCCAUCCUGGAGGAGGUUCGCUACAUGGCAGACCGUUUCCGGGAGCAGGACGAGAGCGAGAGCAUGGCUGACCAGUGGAAAUUUGCAGGCGCUGUAAUCGACCGUCUCUGUCUGGUGGCGUUCAGCGUUUUCAAUAUCAUAUGCACCAUUUCUAUCCUCAUGUCUGCUCCCAACUUUGUGGAGGCUAUUUCAAAGGACUUUGUUUGAAAGGAAAGAGUAAAAAAGGGGAGGAGAAGCGUGAAGGAAUGGAUGAGAGGAAUUAAAUAUAGGAUGAAGGAUGGAAUGGGCCCCGAUCCAAGGAAACACAAUUUCCAGCGGACUGUAGGCUCUGUGAUUUGUGUGAUUGUGAGGAACUGGGAAAUAGAAAAAAAGAAAUGGUUUUCUUUGCAAUACAUUCUGUUUUGUAACUGAAAUAUAAGAAGAAAACAGAUGAGGAAGGGGAUACAGAGUGAAGUUAAAAUGAGAUUAGGGUGAGCAGGGUGCUUUAUCAGAUUCUUGACAAGGUGAAAUGGAUUGUGGUUAAUUCAAAGACUUUCCCCCCAAGAAUUACGGGAAAGAUGAGUCAGAAAGGGAAAGAGGAAGAGACGAUAUCAGUCCAGUGCAACCCCAAGUAAGCCGGCUCUUAAAGCAUGGAGGAGAUUGAGAGACUAAGAGGGGAAUAGAGACAGGCAGAUAGAUAGGGACAGAUAAAUAAGACAGACUUUGGCUGUUUUAUUUUCUCGAGGAGGGAAGACAGCCCUUCACUCCCACAUGUUGAGAGAGAACUGCAUCGUUUAAAGUGAUGUGAGGAGGGAGAGUGCGGGGAGAGGAGAGGAGAAAGAGUCUUUUACAAGGACGAACAACAAAGAGUGGUCCCGAAGAAACGAGACUUCUUCCCUUGCAACGCUGGCAGAGUUAAGGCGGUGUAAGGAAGUUUGAUGCUCUGAUAUACAAAAGUGGAUCGAAGAUCAAGAACGCGGCAGCAUAGAGGAACAGAAGAGGAUCUCAUUUAUUAUUCAAUCACAUCUGUCUAAUGACCGUCAAAUUGAAAGACCUUGGAUAAUCUUUAAGACUAAUAAGCUUUUAAAAGAUGAAGACCCCUCUCUGCUCGCAAACCACCUCAAAUUUCCAACGCCUUAUCUCUUUGAGCCGAUUGCCAAUCUGCAACAAUCAGCAGAGAUCAAAAGCUCCUCAGCAGCGGGCACGGUUUGCAGCUCUUAUCAUGACUGGGAAACUGAAUUAACUGGUCAUCAACAACAUAGUGGCCGGUGGCUGCACCAAAGCAGAGCCCUGAACCAAUAAUAACUCAUGAAGCAGUUACCUAAUUGUAUCUGGCAGGGUCCUAAUAGACCAACGGAUCUCACUGGAUUUCAUAUUAAAGCUUUAAUUCAGGCUGAAAUGGGAGUUCAGGUGCUUGAACUUGCAUGAGAGGACACAAACAGGGUUAAGAUUCAAAACCCCUAAAAUGAAUACGGAGAGGUGACAUCCCAUCAAGUUACUGUCAGAACCUUUUAGGGGUUUACAGCUUCAUGAGCGAUUCCACAUUUAUCUAAAAUAAGAGAUGAGAUUUUAAUAGACCUGUAUUUUCAUGAAAUUGACUCCAUUUAAUAAAGUGGUGAUUUAAAAGGUUUAAAUUCAAACUACGACCUUCAGCCAAAAGUCAUCUAAGGCUAUGUCUUAAAUUAGUUUGCCUUUGAGGGAAUUGAACUUUUUCUUCUACUUAGAGUCAGAGAGCCAUAAAUGUCUUUAUUGUGUCUCUGCUGACACUUUGAAUGAAUGAAUUAAAUGUUAUGAUUUUUCCAUGGAUGGCUGUCUGAUCUGACCACAGUACAAGUUGUAUUACAUAUAAGCAAUUUAGAAUUAACAGAGAAACUGCAUUAUAUCAAACUUCCUUCCAUCCAGUUUUUACCGUAUAGUGUUGUGAUACUUAAUGCACGAUAUGCCUCCAAACAUUCCCACAGCGGAAUAAUUUACAUGUAACAUCAGUGAAACAAUGCCACGAUGCAACACAUCAAAUUUUUUUAUAUAUACAUUACCAUUGUGUGAUUCUACAUCUAUUAUUACUGAGUGUCUAUUUCACAGAGAAUAGUGAAUGAGGGGGUGAUUACGUACACAGCCCAAGAUUACAGGACAAGGAUGAGUCACUGAAAAUAGCUCGAGGCAACAGAAAUCCAGCUGCAAGUCUACCUUUAACAACUUGUCUCUGCGCACUUCAGCACAGGUAAUUGCAUCAUUUCUCAGUGCUUUAUGUUGCCACAGUCUCUUCUUAUAAUAUUAGUUUACAUGUGGAUGCAGCCAUGGUACACAGCCACUGAUGAUAAUUAUAGAUAUGUCGAGAGAAAAAGUUGCAACUAUAGGAUUUUUCAGUAUUUGUGAAAACAGUGGUAGCAGUAUAAAUAGUCGUCGUUGUUUAUUGUGUCAUGCACCCAGCCUACGUAGCACACCCAGUUAUUUUUGUCGGAACGGGUGAAAACAAAUGUUUAGUAUUAAACCCCAGAUAAAGUGUGUUUUCCUGCACUUGAGUGGCUGAUACCUGCGAACUGAACAAGGUUAAAGCUCACUCUUCAAACAGUACAUUCAAACUGUAAGCAGAGACAUAAGGAAUUCAUUCCUCAUGUGGCCUGACCAGUUGGAGAAACUCCUCAAAAAACAAACAACACAACAGGAUAAAGCUGCGUUUUUUCUUUCUUUAAUAUUUUAUAAAAUGUCAACAAAUCCUAUGAAAAGACCUAAACCUACAUUACAUCUGUUUCUCAAUACUCCCCAAAGCAGUUGGACACUAGUUUUGACCAAACAUCACUCAAACAGGAACAAAUUGUGCAUUUGAUGGGGACUAUUUUCAGCUGCAGAUUGAAAAACAUUUGGUGCUGUAGUGUUUCCAGCAGCGGGAUAUGUAUGUGGGAUUGACUCUAAAUACAGUGCCCAUUUUUAUUGUGAUGAAAGAACAUUUCACCCAGGGCAACAAUGUGACUCAGUGAUGUGUUUUUAAUAGUUUUAGAAAACAAUGGGGCUCUAUGACACACUGGAAAAAGAUACAUCAGACUUUUGCUGCACAGACAAUACUUGUUUAUGGGAUAAAUGCCUUGUUAGUUUUGGUAUUUUCAUGGGCUUUGAUGACAAUAAGAAAAACAAAGCAGCCUUAUCCUUUAAAAUAUCCAUUAACAUUUGCUUUUACGCAAAGAUCCAGCAGGACAAAAUAUGUUUACUACAUUCCUGACCUACACUGUCUGUCUCUGAUGGCUAUAGACAUACAUUCACUGUGAACUGCAACACAGAGUGUAGAGAUAGUUGUAUAAAUACCUUAUCUCUACACCAGCCCUUCAUCUACUGUCUCCUCUUUCUUCCUCUCUAAAGUCUCCUGACAGACGGAAAGUAAACUUCCUGCCGGGCGGGUUUGCAGAAGGAUGUUCUCCUUCCAGCACAUACUGACACCUGAACACUCACAUCUGUACAGAGUAUUUCUCAUUCUGAAAAUAAAAGAUUCUCUCUCUC